This is a messenger RNA of Haemorhous mexicanus (house finch), 1896 nucleotides long. RefSeq names its product RAB5C, member RAS oncogene family (gene RAB5C). The transcript is spliced from 6 exons. The record is from RefSeq and is a predicted model, not a curated record. Gene Ontology annotation, molecular function: GTPase activity; GTP binding. Bases 202 to 852 code for a protein of 216 amino acids. Lineage: Eukaryota; Metazoa; Chordata; Aves; Passeriformes; Fringillidae.
CAGCUACGCCUGCCUGUGGCCGGCGAGCGGGGGGCGGAAGGGGUGGUCGGGCCCGGAAGCGGAACGGGCAAAGGCGGAAGUGAGGGCCGGGGCCUGCGAGACGCACCGGCGGGAGCGGCGCUGCGGGCGUUGCAACCUGCCUACAGGUGGAGAACCUGCAGCAUCCUUAACUCUAGGCACUCCUGCACUUAGACCACCACAAUGGCAGGUCGAGGUGGAGCUGCCCGACCGAAUGGACCAGCUGCUGGGAACAAAAUCUGCCAGUUCAAACUUGUUCUCCUGGGCGAGUCAGCGGUGGGGAAGUCCAGCCUGGUCCUGCGCUUCGUCAAGGGGCAGUUCCACGAGUACCAGGAGAGCACAAUUGGAGCUGCCUUCCUAACACAGACAGUGUGUCUGGAUGACACAACGGUGAAGUUUGAGAUCUGGGACACGGCGGGGCAGGAGCGAUACCACAGCCUGGCCCCCAUGUACUACCGGGGGGCUCAGGCUGCCAUCGUGGUCUACGACAUCACCAACACAGACACAUUUGUACGAGCCAAGAACUGGGUGAAAGAGUUGCAGAGGCAGGCUAGCCCCAAUAUUGUAAUUGCACUAGCAGGAAACAAGGCAGACCUUGCUAACAAGAGAGCUGUGGACUUCCAGGAUGCACAGACAUAUGCAGAUGACAACAGCUUGCUGUUCAUGGAGACGUCAGCGAAGACAGCAAUGAAUGUGAAUGAAAUCUUCAUGGCAAUAGCCAAGAAACUGCCAAAAAACGAACCCCAGAACGCUCCUGGUGGCCCGGGCAGGAAUCGGGUGGUGGACCUUCAGGAGAGCAGCCAGCCCAGCAGAAGCCAGUGCUGCAGCAACUGAGCAGCUGCUGCAGCCCAUGAGCCCUUGGAGGAGUGACUGGAACCCACGCUAACGAUCGCACUUACCGUAGGGCGGCUGCUGCCGGCGCCGCCGUGAUUCUCCAUCCCUUUCUGAUCAUAGGCUGGAGGGAGUUCUUCCACCUGCACCUUUCUGUACAAAUACUAAUUCAAUUCUAAGUCUUAAGUCACUUUUUUAAUAUAUGAACUUCUGCUCUUCCCUCUUCCUGGUGGUGGUGGAUGCAGGAGCUGGUGUCUGCCCAGCCAGCGUGGCCGUCCCGCAGGUGAGGCCAGCAGCAGCCAGGUCCCACAGCACUGUAGUUCACUAUGGGAAACAAAGGGAUAUUGGGACACGUGUUUAAAGUUCCCUGUCUGUAAGAGCUGAGGCUGAUCCCGUAUGAUGUGCCCAGAACAACCACUAAACUGUAGCAUUAGAGACAAACUCCGGCUCUUGGGCCACUUAUUGACCAAAUCAACGAUGAGUAUUUGGGGUGGGGCAGAGGGAAGCAAAACUGGUUUCUUCUGUAUUUUGUAUUGUAUGUUUCUCCAUGUAACCAAUCAGUAUCUUGUCAAUAUAGUACAUCCAACGAGCUGCCUGUUGUCUUUCUUUGUGUUGGACUCCAGCAUGCCAACUCUUUCUUUUCUCUCGGUUCUGUCGUAAUGCACUAAUCCUGUUGCAACUUUUGCAAAAAAUCUUGUAUAGAAAUUUGUCCUUUUCUUGAUGGUUGUGAUGCCACUAAUAUUGUUAACCCUGCUCUGGUGGGAAUACACAAGGUUUACUGAUGUACAGAGGUGGGGUGGGGGAAACCUUGGGUAACCUGUUGGUGGGAAUGACAUGUAUUGAAAAGCCUGUAAUUCCACAAAGAAUGAAGGGAGGUAUUAAAUGGCUUCUGUUGCCAGACUCUAACUGAUGUUGGCUGCUGCCUAGUGCCUAAUGCAGUGUCUUAUGCAUCCUGGUAUUUAAGAGGAACUGUUGACUUAGUCUUCAUCACAAACUUCAGUUUUGUGUGAUUAAAACAAAAUUUUUAUAAACCUAUCAUAACAACAA